AUGCUUGAAGCAAGCGAAAAGGAAACAUGCAUCGUAACGCAGAUAGUCCAGAACGAGCUGCUCGAUGUGAUUGGAUUGUGGCAUGAGGAUAUGCGCUAUGAUCGUGAUGAAUAUAUUAAGAUUCAUUCAGAGAACGUUGAAAAAGAUCUUCGGAACCAAUUUGAAAAAGUCCUUCCAUUAAAAGCAACUACCUACAAUAUGCCAUACGAUUACAAAUCAAUUAUGCAUUAUGACGCAACAGCAUUUACAAAGAAUGGAGAUAUCACCAUGGAAACACUGAACCCUGAAUUCCAAGAUAUAAUUGGUGAAUCGAAAGAUGCUACUAGUGAUUACCGCAAGGUUUGCGAGAUCUACAGCUGUGACAUGUGCAUGGGUGAAAGCUUCGACACUGAUGGCGAUCUCAUAAACAAGAAAAUUGAGGCCUCAGAAGUUGAAGAGAAUGAGAAAGAGAUCACAAAAAUUAUCAAAGAGUCAGUUUUGACUUUUGAUUUAACGUGAAC
Strongylus vulgaris is the source of this 500-nucleotide messenger RNA. NCBI's taxonomy places the organism in Eukaryota, Metazoa, Nematoda, Chromadorea, Rhabditida, Strongylidae. The record is from the annotation of a GenBank genome assembly.